AUGCGCGACGCAAAUGCAAACGAACGAACUGCACUCACCACUGGUAGUGGUGGUUCAGAUUCAUUCGAAAUUUCCCCCAAAGAAUUACAAAAAUUAAUGGACUGUCGUAAAUUGGAGGCUGUUAAAUAUCUUAAUGAAAAAUACGGUGGAGUUGUAGGAUUAUGUCGAUUGCUUAAAACAUCUCCACAAGAUGGUUUACAUGAAGAAGAUUUCUCUAAACGUAUUAAUACAUUCGGUGCUAAUGUUAUACCACAACAACGUGCUAAAACAUUUUUACGAUUAAUGUGGGAAGCUUUACAAGAUUUAACUUUAAUUGUUCUAAUUGUUGCUGCAUUCAUUUCACUUGCUUUAUCACUUUAUAUAAAAUAUGGACAAGCACCAACAUUUGAUGAAUCAGAAGGACAAGCUGGUUGGAUUGAAGGUCUAGCUAUUUUAAUUGCUGUAUUUGUCGUUGUAUUUGUUGUAGCAUUGAAUGAUUGGCAAAAAGAACGACAAUUUCGUGGUUUACAAAAUAAAAUUGAAUCAGAGCAUACAUUUUUUGUUAUACGUAAAGGUGAUACUAAACAAAUUCCUGUGAAAGAAAUUGUUGUUGGUGAUGUAUGUCAAGUGAAAUAUGGUGAUCUCCUACCAGCUGAUGGUAUAGUUAUACAAUGUAAUGAUUUGAAAAUUGAUGAAAGCUCUCUAACUGGUGAAUCGGAUCAAGUGAGAAAAAACGAAACAAAAGAUCCUAUCCUACUUUCAGGCACUCAUGUUAUGGAAGGUUCCGGUAAAAUGGUUGUCACUGCCGUUGGACCAAAUUCACAAGCUGGUAUAAUAUUUGCUUUGCUAUCUUCUGGUUCUCAUGAUGAACAUGGAGGCGGUGGUCAAGAGAAGAAGAAAGAGAAAGGCAAAACUAAAAAGAAUGGUAAAAAAGGGAACAAGAACUCUGACAAGGUACCAUCUGCUAAUUCCGAUGCUUAUCAAAUGAAAUCAAAGAAUAAAACAAAAUCUGAAUCUGAUGCAGAGCAAAGUUCGAAACCGAAGAAAAAACCACGUCGUAAAGAACAAUCUGUGUUACAAGCAAAAUUAACUAAAUUAGCUAUACAAAUCGGUUAUGUUGGUACAUGUGUUGCAAUAGCUACUGUUCUAAUAUUAAUCAUAAAAUUUUCAGUACAUACAUUUGCACAAAAUAAAGAACCAUGGCAAACUGGAAAACAUUUAAAACAAAUAGUCAAUUAUAUUAUUACUGGUGUAACAGUAUUAGUUGUUGCUGUUCCAGAAGGUUUACCACUUGCUGUCACUUUAUCAUUAGCGUAUUCAGUGAAACGUAUGAUGAAAGAUAAUAAUCUAGUCCGACAUUUAGAUGCAUGUGAAACAAUGGGUAAUGCAACAGCAAUUUGUUCAGAUAAAACUGGUACAUUAACUACAAAUCGUAUGACAGCUGUUCAAUGUUUCAUUGGUAAUAAACAUUAUAAACGUAUACCGACAGCUUCAGAACUACCAGAAUCUAUCAUCAAUCUUAUAGUAAUGAAUAUAUCCAUCAAUAGUGGGUAUACAUCGAAACUUUUGCCUCCAGAUAAUCCAAAUGCUUUACCAAAACAAGUUGGAAAUAAAACAGAAUGUGCUUUAUUAGGUUUUGUUAAAUCAAUUGGACGUAAUUAUGAAGAUAUACGUACACAAUGGAGUGAAGAACGUUUAUACAAAGUGUAUACAUUUAAUUCAAUACGUAAAUCAAUGAGUACAGUUAUUAAAGAGUCAGAUAAUCCAAUGUCAUUUUUAUUAUUUACUAAAGGUGCUUCAGAAAUGGUUGUUAAAUGUUGUUCAUGGAUGAUGGAUGAACAAAAUAGACCAAGACCAUUCAGUUUACAAGAUCAAGAACGUUUAACUGAAGCAGUAAUUGAACCAAUGGCAGGUGAAGGUCUUCGAACUAUUGGUAUAGCAUAUAAAAAAAUUACAAUAGCUACGAAUUCCAAAAGUCCAAAUGAUAUGAUUGUACAAAGUGAACCAAAUUGGGAUGAUGAAGAACAUUUAUUAGAAGGUCUUACUUUAUUAGGUAUUAUUGGAAUUGAAGAUCCAGUUCGACCAGAAGUACCAGCUGCUAUACGUCAAUGUCAAAAAGCUGGUAUUACUGUACGUAUGGUAACUGGUGAUAAUGUAAAUACAGCACGAUCAAUUGCAAUGAAAUGUGGUAUUAUACAACCAGGUGAAAAUUUUCUUGUUAUUGAAGGUAAAGAAUUUAAUCGACGUAUUCGUGAUAAAGCAACUGGUAAAGUUAGACAAGAUUUAUUUGAUCAAGUAUGGAUUAAUUUAAGAGUAUUGGCUAGAUCUUCACCUCAGGAUAAAUACACAUUAGUCAGCGGGAUAAUUAACAGUCGUGCAGCGCCAUCACGUCAAGUAGUCGCUGUUACUGGUGAUGGUACAAAUGAUGGUCCAGCAUUGAAACGUGCAGAUGUUGGUUUUGCAAUGGGUAUAGCUGGUACAGAUGUAGCAAAAGAAGCAUCUGAUAUUAUAUUGACAGAUGAUAAUUUUUCAAGUAUUGUUAAAGCUGUUAUGUGGGGUCGUAAUGUAUAUGAUUCAAUUACAAAAUUUUUACAAUUUCAAUUAACUGUAAAUUGUGUAGCAAUUAUUGUUGCAUUCGCUGGAGCAUGCUUUUUAGAUGAUAGUCCAUUGAAAGCUAUACAAAUGUUAUGGGUCAAUUUAAUUAUGGAUACAUUGGCUAGUUUAGCAUUGGCUACAGAACAACCAUCAGUGGAAUUAUUAGAUCGUGCACCAUAUGGACGUACUCAACCAUUGAUCAGUAGACAAAUGGCUAAAAAUAUCAUAGGUCAUUCAUUAUAUCAAUUGGGUGUUAUAUUUUUCUUAUUAUUUUAUGGUAAGUCAAUUUGAUUGGUCAAAAAAUGAAUGUAUAUUAUUGUCCUUGAAUCAUAUGAUACUAUUAAUUAAUAUAACUUGAAAGUCUGGUCUAUUAUUGAUAUACCAACGUGAUCAGCUGAUUUUUUGUUGUUGUCAACCAAUCAAUACUCUGUAGUAUUGUUCCAUACUGAUGCUCCUAACUAUUCUAAGAAAGAAUAUUAGAUGAGUCUGGACACAUGCGUUCGUAUAUUCCGAUGGAAGUUCUUAUAAUCAUUCUAGUAUUUCAUAUGUACUUCCUGAGCCAAUUGUCUUGAUAUUAUCAGAUUCCACUGCUGUUUACGAGCCAACUCUUAAGAAGUAAUAAAUUCGCUCAUUCGUCAAGUACUUAGGUAUAAGUCACACUCCAAGUGAGAGAGAUAAAGAUACUAAUCAGUUGCCUAGACUGAAGUAGGUGAGUCAGAGUUCGGAUCUGGGACUCAAGUGCGAGUAGUCGAUCUUAUUAACCUUUAAACCAUUGCUUCACUUCACCAUCAAAAAUCUACCUUCCGAGAGGUUAAAUUUGCAUUAGUUUUUAGAUAAACUAGACAUGUUCCAGGCUUUUACACGACCUGAACAGUACAGCUCAGUACUAUGAUGCAACCAUAUAAGUACCAAGAAUCUUGAUAGACUUAGUAAAUCCAACUUUAUUGAAAUACUUGUGUAUGUCUGUGAAUAUUGUGGAAAGCGACUCGAUUGCUAUCUUAAAUCUCAUUGGUUCGAGCACAAAUUACAAUCCAGCAGGAAAAGUGCCACAGUCGGAUUCAUUCUCAGAAGGGGUUUGGUGGAGAUUUUGGUAAUUUUAUAGAGUUGAGAUUAUAAGUCAAUUGAAGUUAGACCACCAUCAAAAACCUGGAA
This is a messenger RNA of Schistosoma rodhaini, 3726 nucleotides long. NCBI's taxonomy places the organism in Eukaryota, Metazoa, Platyhelminthes, Trematoda, Strigeidida, Schistosomatidae. The record is from the annotation of a GenBank genome assembly.